Messenger RNA from Exophiala viscosa, 792 nucleotides. RefSeq lists its product as uncharacterized. The annotation marks the transcript as partial. The transcript is spliced from 4 exons. The record is from RefSeq and is a predicted model, not a curated record. Lineage: Eukaryota; Fungi; Ascomycota; Eurotiomycetes; Chaetothyriales; Herpotrichiellaceae.
AUGGACGACGACAUCUUCGAGAUAUACAUCAGCGAUUUGAAGUUCACGGAGCCAGCGAGAAUACUGCGAUACAGCACCAAAGCAGAAACAGUCGUGGAGCACGUAGAGCCUGUGCAGGUGCAGGAGCUUCUGACGCUAUUGCGGUCCAAAGAUCAGCAACAGCCAAGGAUCAAGACUGAGGAUACACUAUAUGGAAAUCUUUUGGUCAUUGAAGGUGUCGGCGCGGAGGAAUUGCCCAUACGGAUGGAGCGAGCGGUCUUUCUGGACUUGCUGGCUCACAUGCAGAUUCCACGAAUAUUCGUAAGAUCCAUGACCGACCAUGGUGGCCAUUACUCGACAUUCAUCAAUCACGAAGAGCGAGAUGGCCAACUUCGGCCAGAGUCAAUAUAUUUCAUAGUUGCCACACCAGUUGCAAAGUGGCGGAUGUUCUCGUGUUGUUUGAGAAUCCACCUUGUGAACAGCGAGGUAUCUGGAAUUAUCUUGCAUAGCAAUGUUGGUGCGAUAAAGCGUGUGCCACGUUUGUUUCAGGGCCGACAAAAGGAUCUCGCAAUGUCACCAGUAUCAUUCCUAGUGUUCCUGCUCGAGAUGUUUGGGCUUGAAACUACCCUCCACAGUACUUACCUGGCCGAGGACAUCCGGAAAGCAGAGGAAAAGACAGGAUUCUGGGAAGACAUGAACUCAACCAUAGUCGCUUCGAAGUACGAGCAGCUGAACAAAGACGUAUAUUCAUGCAGAUUGAGACUGUCCAGUUUGCGGCGGUUCACCGACUUCCAACAGGAGUUUGGACAAUUC